Molecule: messenger RNA, 3810 nt
Organism: Linum trigynum
Lineage: Eukaryota; Viridiplantae; Streptophyta; Magnoliopsida; Malpighiales; Linaceae
Source: the annotation of a GenBank genome assembly
AGUAAUAACAUUAUAACAAUUUUUUGGGCCCACUAUUGGGUUAGUCUUACAAUAGUGUUCGAUGACAUUAUUUAACCCAAUCCCAUCCUUAUUUGUAAUGGUUGCAGCGUGAAGCCCAAUCUUCGUUGUUUCCUUCAAGUCUUCAACCCAAUUACUGAAAUUUAAAAAGAUAAAGAAAAACCGAAAUCUUGGCAUAGGCCAAAGAAGGGAAAGUGUUGAGGAAUACAGAUUCUGCGAAUUUCAUGGUUUCAUAGCUGAAUGAGGAGACUGUUCCCGGUGAAAUUGUAGAAACCCCUAAGCAGCUCGUGUUCACCGUCACGGCCCUGAUUUCCCAGCUUUCCGAAAUUGCUCAAGGUAGAAUGUGGAAUCGCAUUCCGCUCUCUCUGUCUCUUUUACGCUUCAAAAGCUACACUGGAUUCCAUUUUUGUGUGUUCUCUGAUUUCAUGAAGGGAAGCCAUGUCGGAACCCAUGAUGUAAUACUUUCCCCACCUUAAGGAAUCUGCAGCUCUUUUUUUUUUUCUUCUUCGUUCCUGCUGUCUCGUUUUCCUGUUUCGGCUAUCUGGGUUUGUCAUUGCGUUGCUCAAUUAGGCUGCAUGCUAAUAUUAUCAUUCUCUCAUAUGGUGCAAUCGUUCUUUUGGGCAUUGGGUUUUCUGUAGACUGCUACUUGCUUUGUAGGAGCUUACUUUUCCGUAUUAUAGAAUACUAUUUCAGGGGGCUGUAAAAUCAUUGCUGUCGAAUGGAUGGUGGGAAACCAACGAGGAAUUGGACUUUUGCUUGUCAUCUUCAUAUUGCUUAUGACAUUCAUCUUCUUGUUGCUUUCAGGAUUUACCCUGCAACGAGUGCCCAGGAUCUAAUUUGAUGGUUUUUGGCCCAGUUCCAGAUUCAGCAGCUUGACAUUUGAAUCUGCAUUUGCUCCACCACUUUCGUUUUCAUCCCAAUCCCUCCAGGUCCACUACUGCUUGGAUGAUUCUCUGUUGCUUAACUUUUGAAUUCUUCUAGGUUUCAACUUCUGGUAUGUGUUUUCAGUCUCAAGCUCUUUUCCAACCUAAGAGCCAGAGAAAGAUAAUGAUCGUUUAGCAUCGAUUAUAGAUAUUCUCAUGGCUUCCAAUCCCAUUCCAUAAAAUAGAAAGAUUAUGUGAUUAAAUUAUCACAGUUACUCCUAGGUUGAAAGAUAAUUCUGACAACAAUUCUUUGCUAUUCUUGUUAUUUUAGGAAUAUAAACUUGAUAUCUGUCUUCAACAUGAAAUCUCAUAACAAAGAACUGUCUGAGUACACACUUGACAACGUCCUUACUAGCAAACUCGCUCAUAUCCUGCAAAAUAUAGCAUUUCGACCUCAGGAUAUGUUGUGGUCCUUGUUGAGUUUGAAGGCUCCCUAUUUCCUUCAUGAUAGACUGCCUGUCUUGAUCUUAGUAAACCAAGCAGAAUCUUGUGCAGCGACUUCUGAAACCAAACUUACUUCUCCUUCUGAAGCUGCAUACGCUGUUCCCAUGUUCCAGAUUCUCUUUACACUUGAGUUUACCUUCCUCGAGAGAGAGAGAGAGAGAGAGAGAGACUAGUUUGUAUUACACAACACCAUCAUAUAAGUUUGCAAUUUAUCGGAAGGACAGAGUUUGUACUUUGUAUUUAUAGGGGCAGUCGUAAUUUUACUUUUCUGUUUUGGUUGGUAACUUAGUUGUUCCUCUAUAUCUAAUGUACCAAUCUCAUCUUCAGUUGCACUAGUGGAACACUUUCUGUACUUUCUCCCUCAACCUAACCAUGAAGUAGAACACUUACUUCUUCUAGCCCCAAAAAACAAGGUAAUUUGGGCAGUGAAAUUUUCACUUGAAUGAUAUGAGAGAUUAUUUCUUAUUUAUGCAUGUGAACUAACAAGUAUGAUUUGAUUGCUAGUUGCUUUCUUUCGCCAAAAGCAGGGUGAAAUUUCUUACAAGACUGUUGGGGCACUCCUAACGUGAAGGUAUAUUUUCUAUAUGAUUAACUAACAUUUGAUAAGAAGAAAAUUGAUAUAAUUGUGUAUAUGAUAGGAAAAUGUGCGAGAAGGACAUGGCAAGCUCGAGUGAGAUGCCGAAUGUAAACAGCCAAAAACCAAUCUCCUUCAAUUCUUUGUACCAUCAGCUGCUUAAUCUGGAAAGGCCAUGCCCGGAAGACACAUGCGCUCUUUGUAACUGUGCACGAAUUAGGGAGCAACAUCGAAAGCUGGUAGAAGAAAAUAAUCGGUUGCUAGAGAAAAUGAAGGAACUCAUUGAAAGGGAAGCACGUAAGCAAGGAAUGCCACCAGAAGGAACUGUUGACCCGGUGGUUGAAGAAUGCAUGCAAUUCCUGCUAUCAAAAGGAUUUGACCCAAAGUUUGAACAGAUCAUGCGAGCAGUAGUAGCAAAAGGAUCUACCCCAGAAGAGUUUCAAAUUUUCGUCCAGAAAAUGGUAGCAUCAGGAAAAGUUGACUCAAUGUUUGAACCAUUCAUGAUAAAACCCGCCAGCUAUAGGAGCCAACCGUGACAGCUACUCAGCUAGUAAGUGUUUCGAAUUCUAAUAUUCAAUGUUUUUUUUUUAUAUUGUGCUUUAUCCUAGUAGCCAAAGUAUGAAAAUUUCCAGUAACAUAUUUGUUUAUGAUCAGAGUUUGAGAUUCUGCCUUUAUGUGCUGAGGUUGGCCGUCGGAGACGCAGGCGACCUUGCGGUGGAGGUGACGCACUAUACCAUGAAGAAUGACCAUACUGGGGCGCUCUGUUGGCCUUUGUUGGAUGGCUUUAUGCUGUUUAGCGCUGGUUACCCCAGGAACUGUAAAUGUGUUGCGCUGCGCACUGUCUGGAGGAUGGAAAUAUGCAUGUACCCAGGUUGAUGGAUUGCUUCGUUUGUUUUUUGCUUCGGUUUAGGUAGAGUGCCUCUCGUAUGGGCGCUCAUGGGAGGGCUUGAUAAGAAAUUUGAUAACGAGGCAAAUUGGAGAGAAACUGCAAAGGGGCUCUUGCCACAAGGGCAAAUAUAUACAUAUCCGUUCACUCAUUCUCAAUUAGUCUAUACAAAUUAAAAAACCUAACAAAUAACAAGACGACUCAUGGCACUUACGAUAAAUUAUGAGCUUGGUGCUAAGUUGAAUGAUCUGCUUUGGUCUCUAUCCUUACUUGCUGCAAAUAUAGUUGGCUUUAUGUCAAUGGGUCUGAUAGCACCAAGUAUGGUUCGUCUAUAUGAGGAUGAUCCAAAGUCCUUCAUCAGCUUAGCAUGGUUCAACUAACUGAGCAUGGUCCAUUAGCUUCAUUUUCUGUUUUUAUGGCCCCCCAAGCUGAGCAUACAAGUUUUGUAUGUUCAGCUUGGACAACAAGUAUUGAAGUAUGAAAUGCUCAUGCAUUUGUAAAUGAGUAUGCAAUCUAAUUAUUUGUAUCAAGGAGGUCAAGUGAUAUAACUGUGGACUGUAGAAAAUGAUGAAUUACGUGACAAUUGAUUUCAAUGUGUUUCGUUCUUUAAUGAAGAACUAGGUUUUCAUCAAUAUAAAUCGCUAAUUGAUUGUCAUAGAAAAGCUCUACUGGUUGAGGAUGUUCAACAUUAAGUGUCUGUCGAAGUCUUUGAACCCAAACUACUUCACACGUAAGCUGAGUAAGGGCCCUAUACUCUGCUUCCGAGGACGAAUGAGAUAUUGUUCCUGGUUUCCUAGAUUUCCAAAUGAUAAAAGGACUUUCUAAAUGAAAUGCAAUAGCCAGUGGUGGCUCACCUUGUAUGUGGGCAUGAAGCUCAAUCUGAAUUACUAUAUCCUUUUAGCUUAAGAUCAAAGGAAGAUGGGUAGAACAAACCCUGGCAUGGUAAAUACAUUAGGUCUUUUAGG